UCUGAGACCACCCCCCCCCCCCAUCCCCACCCCCGGAAGGGAGCGAACCCCCAAACCCACCGCUCCGAAGCUGCCAGAGAGAGAGAGAGAGAGGGAGAGGGAGAGGCACAGGAAGAUCCCAGUCCUGCACCCUGGCCCGCAGCCAGUCUCCGCCUUAAGCAAGGAUGAGUCGACCGCCUUCCUCACAGAACCUGACCUGUGGAGCAUGGGAGAUGAAGGAACGCCUGGGCACAGGAGGUUUCGGAAAUGUCAACCGAUGGACUAACAAGGACACUGGGGAGCAGGUUGCAAUCAAGCAAUGUCGACAGGAGCUAAGCCCAAGGAACCGAGAGCGCUGGUGUCUGGAGAUUCAGAUCAUGAAAAGGUUGAACCAUGUCAAUGUGGUAGCAGCACGAGAUGUUCCCGAGGGAAUGCAGAAACUUGCUCUCAAUGACCUGCCCCUGUUGGGAAUGGAAUAUUGUGAAGGAGGAGAUCUUCGCAAGUUCCUGAAUAAAUUUGACAACUGUUGUGGGAUGCGUGAGAGUCCAGUGUUAACCCUGCUCACGGACAUCGCCUCUGCCCUCAGAUACCUGCACGAAAACAGAAUCAUCCAUCGUGAUCUGAAGCCAGAGAAUAUUGUCCUACAGCAAGGUGAACAGCGGUUAAUCCACAAAAUCAUUGACCUGGGCUACGCCAAGGAGCUGGAUCAGAGCAGCCUAUGUACCUCUUUCGUCGGGACUUUACAAUACCUGGCUCCAGAGCUCCUGGAACAGAAGAAGUACACAGUGACAGUGGAUUACUGGAGUUUGGGAACCCUCACCUUUGAAUGCAUCACCGGAAUCCGGCCAUUUCUACCCAACUGGCAACCCGUAGCCUGGCACAGUAAAGUGAAACACAAAGGGGAUUGGGACAUUAUGGUGUUUGAAGACAUGAAUAUGGAGGUGAAAUUUUCCAACCGGCUUCCAGAACCCAACAACCUCAACAGUGAAUUAGUAGGUCCCUUGGAGAGGUGGCUGCAGUUGAUGCUGCGGUGGAACUCAAAGGAGAGGGGCACGGACCCCAUUCACGGACCAAACGGCUGUUUCAAGGCACUGGAUGAUAUCAUUAACAGGAAGUAUGUGCAGAUUCUGGAUAUGAAGUCGGGACUGCGCCACACGUAUCCCGUCUCCCCGGAGGCCAGCGUUCAGGCCCUGCAGCAGUGGAUCGAGUCCACCACCGGCAUUGAGGACUUCAGUCAGGAGCUGCUGCUGGAAACAGGAACUGCCCUGGACCCUCGCAAGCCUGUGAUCCAGUGUGUGCCAGACAGCAGGCAGAACGAAGGGAAGAAGUCGGAGCUGGCCGUGAUCUAUCUCUUCGACAGAAGUACCAGCACCUACGACGGGCAGGUCACUGUUCAGAAGCAGCCGGACGCCGUGAAUUUCAUCCUUCAGGACCCAAAGAAGUUGCUGACCUAUCACCAGUUACGGAGGUCCUGGGGCCAGAGUUGGCACGUGAUCCGUAGUCUGAAGGAGAACUGCAUCAGACUGCAACAAGGUCAGCGGGCUGCUAUGAUGAGCUUACUGCGCUACAACAGCAAUCUGUCCAAACUCAAGACCACCAUGUUGUCCAGAUGCCAGCAGCUGAAAGCCAAGUUGGAUUUCUUCCGCGUCAGUAUCCAGAUUGACCUGGAGAAAUACAGUGAGCAGAUGGCAUUCGGGAUCACUUCGGAGAAAAUGAUCACUGCCUGGAACGAAAUGCAGCUGAAAGCAGAAGGCUGUGGAAGGAUGAAUGACGUGACCAGGCUGGACGAGUUAUCUAUGGCACUUCAAACCGAUUUGGUUGACCUUCAGAGGAGCCCAUCGGCGCGGCAACGAGGAGAAGCUCUGGAAGUCCUGGAGGAUGCUGCGAUGGAUUUGUAUCGUAAGCUGAGGGAAAGGCCAAGAGACCAGCGGUCCAAUGGAGACAGCCAGGAGAUGGUACGAAUCCUUGUACAAACCCUGCAAAGUUUUGACAAGAAGGUGAAGGACAUCUACUCCCACCUCAGUAAAACUCUGGCUUGUAAGCAGAAGGUGAUUGAUCUGCUACCCCAGCUGGAGGAGGUCCUCCAUCAGAUGUCAGACGAUGAGAAGCAGGUGAUGAAACUGCAGGAGAAACGGCAGAAAGAACUCUGGCACCUCCUGAAGAUUGCAUGUAGCAAAGUGCGAGGUCCAGUCAGCGGAAGUCCCGAGAACCUCAGUGCCGGCCGUCUGUCUGCCCCCAGCCAGUCCAUCUCUCCUCCCCGUCUCGAGCCCAGCAUGCUGCUCUCUGAGAAGUCCAGAAAUUCUGAAGAGUCACUUGUAGUGAUUGAAGAAAGUCACAACUUCCGCAGCCAACUUCUCAAUGUCAUGCAAGAGACAAUUCAGGAUCACGAGAACUCUUUGCAGUCAUUGGAUUGGAGUUGGCUUUCCAGUUAAUGAGGAAUCCACUGGAGUUGGACACUGGAUGUGAACAUUCCUGUUCAAUCAGCUGUGACUAUUAUUACAUAAACAAGGGCCUUCACCUGAGUUAGGUGAUGCGGAGGGAGGUCUGCAUGCAACAAUCUUGUUUUGUAAAGAGAAAGCACUUCACUGACCUGUAUCUGGUAAAGCUCGGCCAUCAAUGCCUCCUUCGUGGUCAAUAAUUCAAAUUUGUCUAUGGUUCCAUAUGGUUGGUUUUGUGAAUGCUGAGUUCCCCAGAACAACAUUACACCUUCACCCCCACCCCCCACCCCGCCCCCUCAACGUUUUCCAGUUUGCCAUCUCAAGAAGGAAUGGGGAUGUGUAUGCGGGUCAGAUCUUGUUGCUCUGUGAAAUGUUGAACCAGCCUCUGUGGAUUCCUGCAUCUAAUGGGGAAGGGUGGGGUGCAGGGGUUGGGUGGGUAGGGGCUGAGCUGCUGCUGCAAAACUGGAAGUAGGCCCCUGGCAGGUGAGAAGACUUCUGACUCAAACUCAUUUCUUACUGCUUUGUUUGAACUGGUUCCUGCCACUGCAAAUCCCAGUUGCGGGCUAACUGGAUGUCAAGAAAAUUCUAGAUCAUCUGCACCAUUAUUGCAGCACAAGCUACUUUUAAAAUAAAUUAAAAUGCCUUGCAUUCUGUGCAGCCUCCAA
Messenger RNA from Carcharodon carcharias (great white shark), 3082 nucleotides. RefSeq names its product inhibitor of nuclear factor kappa B kinase subunit beta (gene ikbkb). The record is from RefSeq and is a predicted model, not a curated record. Gene Ontology annotation, cellular component: IkappaB kinase complex; cytoplasm. Gene Ontology annotation, molecular function: ATP binding; IkappaB kinase activity. Gene Ontology annotation, biological process: tumor necrosis factor-mediated signaling pathway; positive regulation of transcription by RNA polymerase II; peptidyl-serine phosphorylation. The transcript is spliced from 22 exons. The coding region runs from base 165 to 2411 and encodes 748 amino acids. NCBI's taxonomy places the organism in Eukaryota, Metazoa, Chordata, Chondrichthyes, Lamniformes, Lamnidae.